Messenger RNA from Striga hermonthica, 1860 nucleotides. The record is from the annotation of a GenBank genome assembly. NCBI's taxonomy places the organism in Eukaryota, Viridiplantae, Streptophyta, Magnoliopsida, Lamiales, Orobanchaceae.
AUGGCCGGAAAAGGUAAGGGGCCGGCAAUCGGGAUUGAUUUGGGAACCACCUACUCGUGCGUCGGCGUGUGGCAGCACAACCGCAUCGAGAUCAUAGCCAAUGAUCAAGGAAACCGCACGACGCCGUCCUACGUUGCUUUCGUCGACGGCGAGCGUCUCAUCGGCGAAGCCGCCAAGAACCAGGCCGGCGUGAAUCCCGCCAACACCAUCUUCGAUGCCAAGCGGCUGAUCGGGAGACGAUACAGCGACACCACUGUGCAGGCCGACAUAAAGCUGUGGCCGUUCAAGGUUGUCCCGGGCCUCACGGACAAGCCCAUGAUUGUGGUCUCCUACAAGGGCGAGGAGAAGCGAUUCCCCCCUGAGGAGAUAUCGUCCAUGGUCCUCACCAAGAUGGCCGCCAUUGCAGACUCUUUUCUGGGCCCCACCACUGUCCGGGAUGCUGUCAUCACUGUCCCGGCCUACUUCAGCGACUCUCAGAGACAGGCCACCAAGGACGCCGGUGCCAUUGCCGGCCUCAAUGUCAUCCGCAUCAUCAACGAGCCCACUGCUGCAGCCAUUGCCUAUGGCCUCGACUACAAGGCAGACGCCUCCUCCUGGGGAGAGAAGAAGAAUGUGUUUGUCUUCGACUUGGGUGGUGGCACCUGCGACGUUUCCCUCCUCACAAUUGAUGAGGGUACCUUCGAGGUGAGGGCCACCGCUGGUGACACCCACCUUGGCGGGGAGGAUUUCGACAACCGCAUUGUAGCUCACUUUGCCGCCGAGUUCGAGCGCAAGUACGGCAAGAACCUCUCCAAAAAUCCCCGAGCACUACGGAGGCUGAGGACCGCCGGCGAGAGGGCAAAGAGGAUUCUAUCGACCAACACUCAGACCGCUGUGGACAUUGAGUGUCUGCACGAGGGCAUUGAUUUCCACUCUAACAUUACCCGUGCUAGAUUCGAGGAUCUCAACAUGGACCUGUUUAAAAAGUGUGUCGAGCCCGUCGAGAGCUGCCUGAGAGACGCUGGGGUGGACAAAACUGUCAUCCAUGAGGUUGUUCUGGUUGGAGGCUCGACCAGAAUUCCCAAGGUUCAGCAGAUGCUGCAGUUUAUUUUCGAGGGAAAGGAGCUGUGCAGGAGCAUUAACCCGGACGAGGCUGUUGCGUACGGGGCUGCCGUGCAGGCUGCCGUCCUAAGCGGCAUAAAGGACAACAAGGUGCGGGACCUCGUCCUCCUUGAUGUGACCCCUCUCUCCCUCGGAAUAGACUCUCUUGGGGAUGUCAUGAGCUUCGUGGUCCCGCGGAACACGACUAUCCCCACGCAUAAGCAGCAUACAUUCACCACGGUUUGCGAUGACCAGACAUCUGUGCAAUUCCUUGUAUACGAGGGCGAACGGGCGAGGUCAAAAGACAACAAUCUGUUAGGGAAGUUCACACUGGAUGGGGUCCAACCUGCCCCACGGGCAAUACCCAAACUGGACGUGUGCUUCAAAAUUGACGUCAAUGGGAUACUGAGCGUGUCGGCCAAGGAGAGGUCGACGGGCAAUACGAACGGGAUCACUAUAACCAACGAAGAAGGGAGGCUGUCGAAAGAGGAGAUUGAUAGGAUAAUCUGUGAUGCCGCUAGGUACAGGGCGGAGGACGAAGAGUUUGCGAGGAGGGCCAAAGCUAGAAGCAGCCUCGAAAAUUACGCUUAUAAUGUGAGGAACACGGUCAGGGCUGCAAUCGGGCUGGCGGCGGCCGACCGGACAAUGGUGGAGGAUGCGGCUGUGUCGAUUAUUGAGUGGGUGGGGGAGAAUUGGAUGAAGGCCAGUGUGGAUGAGUUCAACCUUAAGAGGAGGGAGCUUGAACGCAUUUGUAGCCCUAUCAUUAAAGUUGAUCAUUAA